Molecule: messenger RNA, 1120 nt
Organism: Cuscuta campestris
Lineage: Eukaryota; Viridiplantae; Streptophyta; Magnoliopsida; Solanales; Convolvulaceae
Source: the annotation of a GenBank genome assembly
CCAAUUUUGUUUUGGGUUUUGAUCUGUCAGCUGCCUUUUUUUACUUGUUUAUCCCCUUUUUACCCCUCCGGUUUCUAGAAAGAACGGUGCUUUAAUUUCUUGAAUUGGUACCUUAGUUUCUGUCAUUCUUGAAAAAGGUUGCUUUGCUUACACCAGUUGUAUAUAGGCCAAUAGAACAAAGGGUUCUUAGCUGGUUUGGGUAUAUAUGGAAAAAACCGAGUCUUUAAUUGGGAUGUGAAGAAUCAAUCAAGAAUGGAUGCUGGUAUGACCAAUGGGAGGAUGAUGUGUGGUGCUGGUGUGGUGGAUCAUUCUCUGGGCUCGGGCUCGAGUUUGGGUUCGGGCGGGUUUGUCCCUCCUGGGAUGAUAUCCGUGAACAAGAAGCAGAUUGAUAUGGAUUGGAGUGAUGAAGAACAGGCUGUGCUGGAACACUGCCUUGCCAAAUAUGCAGCUUAUAAUACAACAAACAUUGGUCUCUAUGCAAGAAUUUCAUUGCAGUUGAAUAACAAGACUGUGCGCGACGUGGCAAUGCGCUGCCGAUGGAUGUCCCAAAGGGAGAAGGCAAAGAAAAAGAAAGAGGACAAAAAGGAAAGGUCCAUUGACAAUGCUGCACCAGCACCAAAUUCUAACAUAGUAAGCAAAGCUGGAUUUUCUCCUUAUGCUUCCCAACGAACCGCUACCAAUAACAACAAUGGAAGUUCAGUCUUUUUCAAUGCCACUGUACAGCUUCUGCACCAUAACUCUAGGGUCUUUGAUCAGAUCUCUGCAAAUCUCACCUCAAAUCAGAUACAAGACAAUAUUGUUCUCUUGCGUUAUGCUCGCAAUAAUCUCUUCAACAUAUUAAGCGAGCUAAAUGAGCAGCAGAGCUUCAUAUCUCGGAUGCCGCCUCUCCCGGUUGAGCUGAACGAUGAACUGGCUAAUUCCAUUCUUGCCCCUGCUUCCACUUGCCCCCCAUGGAAGUGAUCAUUCAGUCCAUAUAUGGAUAAAAAAGCUAGAAAACUAGCAUGCACCAGUUCAAUUUGGACUAGGUUUGUAGGAUAUAUAUAUACAUAAUACAUGCAUGUGUGUGUGUGGGGUAAUGUAACUUACUAAUUAGGGACUCAAAUGAAUAGCUUCGCCCUCU